UCUUUUUCCCCCUCGCCGUCCCUUUCCACGCGGUGCUUGGCAGAACACCUCCAGUUCCACCGCGCGCGCAUGCGCACUGGGCCCGCACCUGUAGCCGCAUCUUCAGUUCAGCACCGCGCGGGUCUGCCAUUGGCCCGGCCAAAGAGCCCCCCGAACAAAAGCUCUCCCUCUCCGCCUGAACCCUCGCACCCUGCGUCCCUUGGAGGUCCUUCCUCUCCUUCCCACGUUUCCUUCUUGACUUGAGAGCCGGGACUUUGGGGUCUUGCUUGUGUUCAUGCUUCUCCUGGGCGAGGAGGAGGAGGAUGAGCGUCCCAGAGGAAGGAGGGGGAGAAGAAGGCGACUUCUUCGCGUGCCCAAGAGCAGAGCCAUGACUUAGAGAGAGCCAGAGGAAGGAGAGAGGCAAGAGUCGGCACAAGCCAAGGAAGGACUUCCCCCAAGAGCAAGAACCCACCAGAGAAGAAGAAGAAGAACAAGAAGAGGAUGAGUUUCCGCAAGGAGGACGGGGUGGGCAGCUUGUGCCACAAGGCGCUGCAGAUCAUCUCCGAGCUGUGCCUGGGCGGCCAAGUCGAGCUGGAGAAAUGCUCCGGCAUCUUCCCUCUGGAGACCACCAACCAAGGUAUAAGCCGCCCAGACAUUUCCGUCAGCCUGCUCGCAGUUGUCGUCAGUUUCUGUGGGCUUGCCUUGCUGCUGGUCUCACUCUUCGUCUUCUGGAAGUUGUGUUGGCCAUGCUGGAGGAGCAAGCCGAUGGCUUCGAAUGUAACAAGCAUCCCCCAAAACACUCCCAGUGCUCCACCAGAGGUUUUGGAAACUAAUGAGAAAAAAGAAGUAAUUAAAGAAAAUGGGAAGCCCUCGACCAAGUUCCUGGAAGCCGCCAUGAAAAUUAGCCACACCUCUCCUGACAUUCCAGCAGAAGUCCAGAAUGCACUCAAGGAACAUCUCAUCAGACAUGCUCGGAUGCAAAGGCAAAUCACAGAGCCUACAUCCUCCUCAAGGCACAAUUCUUUCAGGAGACAUUUGCCAAGGCAAAUGCAGGUGUCCAGCAUUGAUUUUAACAUGGGGACAGAUCCAGUUUUACAAAGAGGGGAGACCACUACCAGCAUUGGAAGGAUAAAACCUGAGCUUUACAAACAGAAGUCUGUGGAUUCAGAAGAAAAAAAAGAAGAUGUGAAAACCUGUGGGAAACUUAGCUUUACCCUCAAGUACGAUUAUGAGAAUGAAUUGCUCUUGGUGACAAUUGUCAAAGCAUUGGAUUUACCAGCAAAAGACUUCACUGGUACAUCAGAUCCCUAUGUGAAAAUCUAUCUUCUUCCAGACAGAAAAAAGAAGUUUCAGACAAGGGUUCAUAGAAAGACUUUAAACCCUGUCUUUGAUGAAACUUUUCAGUUUCCUGUAGCCUACGAUCAACUUUGCAACAGGAAAUUACAUUUCAGUGUCUAUGACUUUGACAGGUUUUCAAGACAUGAUAUGAUUGGGGAAGUUAUUCUUGACAACUUUUUUGAAGUGUCCGAUCUCUCUAGAGAGGCCACAGUAUGGAAAGAUAUCCAUUAUGCCACUACAGAAAGUGUUGAUUUGGGGGAGAUCAUGUUUUCCCUUUGUUAUUUACCUACAGCAGGGAGAAUGACCCUCACAGUCAUCAAAUGCAGAAAUCUCAAAGCGAUGGACAUCACAGGCUCAUCAGAUCCCUACGUCAAAGUAUCCCUCAUGUGCGAUGGGCGACGACUGAAAAAGAGGAAAACAACUAUUAAAAAGAACACUCUCAAUCCAGUAUACAAUGAGGCCAUUGUAUUUGACAUCCCUCCAGAGAAUGUGGACCAAGUCAGUCUCUCCAUUGCUGUUAUGGACUAUGACCGAGUAGGACACAAUGAGGUGAUCGGAGUGUGCAGGACUGGACUUGAUGCAGAUGGACUUGGAAGAGACCACUGGAAUGAAAUGCUGGCAUAUCCCCGGAAGCCUAUAACCCACUGGCAUCACUUAGUAGAGUUGCCAGGCCGAGCAACCAGUUUUGACAGUCAAGGAUCUUGUUCAUCACCUAAACCACCACCUACACCUUAGACUGAACCAGAAGUCCUGAUGAUCAGUGUCACAAGGUCAUCAUACUUACACACCACUGAAGGUUUGGGUCCAAAUGACCUGCAUCCAUAUCUUUGCAUUUUUCUACCGUAUCUUUGUUUGUGAUUCUUAAUUUUUGAUUAUAUCUGAUCUGUGUAUUGGACACAGGAUGUCAUGAAAUGUGGUCAUGCUCACUUCUUUCUUUGAAUGAACAAGAAAUUAAGAAGAACAAAUAUAUAUUAUAAAAACUUUUGAAAGCAACUUCACCUUCAUGAAAGCACAGCCUUUGUCAAUGCAAAAUUUUCUUUUGUAUGUCCCUUUUUGGACAGUUUGGCUCUAACUUAUCAGCAAUUUUCCGUAUUAUAUAAGGGUAAAUAUCAGAUUUGCCACUGAGUGGAUAAGUACCUUAUAGGGAACUGUAGGGUCCCUGAUUCAUACUGCAUCUUCAAUGUACAGCUAAAAGUAUCAUGUGUAAACCAGCACUUGUUAGGGUCAAAAUAGACAUGAUGCUAAAUAAUUCCUUGCUGUUAUUGUCAGUGGUAGCUCUUUCUGUUGCUAACUAUAAAUAUGUAACAGCUACCAGAGGGUCUGCUAUUGACAUUUAUUAGUAGUUAUUAAUCACAGCACGUAAGUAUAUAUAUAUAUAUAUAUAUAUAU
Messenger RNA from Anolis sagrei ordinatus, 2706 nucleotides. RefSeq names its product synaptotagmin 10 (gene SYT10). The record is from RefSeq and is a predicted model, not a curated record. Gene Ontology annotation, cellular component: plasma membrane; exocytic vesicle. Gene Ontology annotation, biological process: regulation of calcium ion-dependent exocytosis; calcium-ion regulated exocytosis; regulation of dopamine secretion. Lineage: Eukaryota; Metazoa; Chordata; Lepidosauria; Squamata; Anolidae. Gene Ontology annotation, molecular function: calcium-dependent phospholipid binding; SNARE binding; calcium ion binding.